AUAAUAACUAGAAUUGAAUUUGUGGUCCAGAUCUUGGUCAUCGCAGGGACCGAAACGACAUCAAUCGAGCUGACGUGGGCACUCUCUUUGCUAGUGAACAACCGCCAUGUGUUGAAGAAAGCCCAAGCUGAGUUGGACAAGCAAGUGGGCCACAAGAGGGUGGUUCGUCCAUCAGACAUCAGAAAAUUACCUUACCUGAAAGCCAAUGUCAAAGAAACACUGCGCUUGUACCCGGUGGGCCCACUUCUAGUGCCCCACGAGGCGACCGAAGAUUGUACAGUGGGAGGGUUCCACGUCCGACCUGGGACCCACCUCCUGGUGAACGUGUGGAAGAUACAUAGGGACCCACGUGUGUGGUCAGAUCCUCUGGAGUUCCAUCCAGAGAGGUUCCUAGAACGACACAUGGAAGUGGAUGUGUGGGGCCACGAUUUCCAGCUCAUCCCUUUCGGUUCCGGGCGAAGGUCGUGUGUUGGAAGCAUCUUGGCCGUACAAGUAAUGGAACUUGCUUUGGCACGCUUGUUGCAUGGCUUUGAUUGGUCCACACCUUUUGAUGGCCCAGUGGAAGUGAGUGAGGGUUUCGCCUUCAGUCUCCUUAAACUAAAACCUCUACAACUUCUCAUCUCCCCUUAGACUCCCUCCUACACUGUAUGAGUAAGUUGC
This is a messenger RNA of Magnolia sinica, 660 nucleotides long. RefSeq names its product xanthotoxin 5-hydroxylase CYP82C4-like. The annotation marks the transcript as partial. Gene Ontology annotation, molecular function: iron ion binding; heme binding; monooxygenase activity. NCBI's taxonomy places the organism in Eukaryota, Viridiplantae, Streptophyta, Magnoliopsida, Magnoliales, Magnoliaceae. The record is from RefSeq and is a predicted model, not a curated record. Gene Ontology annotation, biological process: defense response to other organism. The transcript has a single exon.